AUGCCUAUUCCAAAAACAGAGAUGCUAACUGUGAUGAUUUAUUUCAAGCACCAUGCCUUCCUGAUUCUCCAGACUGCAGGCAGGCAUCAGUACAUUUCAUACAUCCUAGCAUUCAAAAAAUGUGGAAAGUUGUGGUUCAGUGGAUCUCAGGAAUUGGAUCCUGUUAAGAAUCCUUCCUACAAACUGGUGGUCUCAGUGGAGGACAUGGAAGGCCAGAAUGAGAAUUCCUUCAGUGAUACCACAUCUGUGGAUAUUACAGUGAAGGAGAACAUUUGGAAAGCACCAGAACCUGUGAAAAUCCAAGAAAAUUCAACUGAUCCUCACCCCAUCAAAAUCACUCAGUACGUUUUUUAUGCGGUUGCAAAGGAUGAGCAUGGAAAGCCAGUUGCGUUGCCACUGAGAAUUCAUGUUGAAGUUACAGACAUUAAUGAUAAUCCACCUACAUGUCCAUCUACAAUGACUGUAUUUGAGGUCCAGGAAAAUGAAGGAGUAGGUAGCAAUAUUGGGACUUUUAUUGCCCAUGACAUGGAUAAAGAAGGCACUUCCAACAGUGCUUUACAGUACAGAAUUGUGGAACAAAUCCCCCAGAUUCCCAAAGAUAAUCUCUUCCUGGUUAAAAACUAUGAGGGAGUGUUCCAGUUGGUUCAGCAGUCCUUGAAGAAGCAAGAUACUCCUCAGUACAACUUAACAGUAGAGGUAUCUGACAGUGAUUUCAAGACCCUCUGUCUUGUGCAAAUUAAUGUUAUUGAUAUCAAUGAUGAGAUCCCCAUCUUUGAAAAGUCAAAUUAUGGAAACCUGACUCUUGCUGAAGACACAGAAGUUGGGUCCACCAUCUUAACCAUCCAGGCCACAGAUGCUGAUGAACCAUUUACUGGGAGUUCUAAAAUCCUGUAUCGUAUUACAGAGGGAGACAGUGAGGGACAUUUGGAGAUUGACACAGACCCCCUCACCAAUGCUGGAUAUGUCAGGAUUAAAAAGCCUCUUGAUUUUGAAACAAAACCUGUUUACAACAUUGUGUUCCAUGCGGAAAAUCCUGAGCCUCUGGUGUCUGGUAUAAAGUACAAUUCAAGCUCUUUUGCCACGUUCAAGCUUAUUGUGACAGAUGUAAACGAGCCACCUACAUUUUCCCAACAAGUAUUCCAAGUGAAUGUUCAUGAGAAUGUAACAAUAGGCACUAAACUGGGCAAUGUGACUGCUAAGGAUCCCGAAGGUCUGGAGAUAAGUUAUUCCCUGACAAACGACAAUAGAGGUUGGCUCAAAAUUAACCCUGUCACUGGCGAGAUAUUUAGUAAGGCGCAGCUGGAUAGGGAAACUGAAAGUCCAUACCGGGUACAAGUCGUGGCUACCGAAAUAGGUGGCUCCUCCUUGAGAUCCACUGCGAGCUUCCACCUGAACCUCAUGGAUGUGAAUGACAAUGCUCCACGGCUAGCCAAGGACUACACAGGCUUGUUUUUAUGUCAUCCUCUCCAAACCCCUGGAAGUGUCAUGUUUGAAGCCACUGAUGAUGAUCAGCAGUCAUUUCGAGGCCUACAUUUUACAUUUGCCCUUGGCAGUGAGAGCCUACAAGAUGACUGGGAAGUUUCCAAAAUCAAUGGCACUCAUGCCAGACUCUCCACCAGGCACACAAACUUUGAAGAGAGAGUUUACGACAUCCCUAUCCGCAUCAAGGAUGGGGGUCGGCCACCCAUGGAAGGGACUGUCUCUUUAUCAGUUACUUUCUGUACAUGUGUGGAGGAUAGGUGUUUCCGGCCAGCAUCUCACCAGCCUGGGAUACCCACCGUGGGCAUGGCAGUUGGUGUACUCCUAACCACCUUGUUGGUCAUUGGUAUAAUUUUAGCAGUUGUAUUUAUCCGUGUGAAGAAUAAAAGCAAAGCUAAGACUGGGAAUGCUCGGCCAUCUGAAGUCAGACCUCUGAGCAAAUGA
Messenger RNA from Orycteropus afer afer, 1923 nucleotides. The record is from RefSeq and is a predicted model, not a curated record. NCBI's taxonomy places the organism in Eukaryota, Metazoa, Chordata, Mammalia, Tubulidentata, Orycteropodidae.